GAAACGUGGCCACAACGCAGCCCGAGAUUUUCAUCGCUGGGCCCACCGAGCUGGCCACGCCUUCCCUGUCCGACUGUCACACGCACUCGUUUAGCACGCGGCUACUGUAUAGCGUUAUGCCCGCCAACUGGUAUGCGGCCAAUGAUGCCUCCAUUGUUGCGGGAGAGACAAAGCACUUCUUCGCCGUGAUGGCGGGGGCGAAGGGCGAUUGGCCUUGGUUGAGAAAAAGUUUCGGAUUGCAGGUUGGAUUUACCAGCACAAGGGUUUGUCAUCUAUGUCCAAGCGAAGUACCUUGGCCCUUGGUCGUUUUUGUUUGCGCUUGCACUACGGAAGCACUAGGUUUUAAGAAAUGCUGUUUGUGUUUGUUGCAAAAACUGAAUCUGUUCUCCAGGUAUCCUUUUUGGCCUUAUGCGGAAUUGUCCUGA
Molecule: messenger RNA, 425 nt
Organism: Effrenium voratum
Lineage: Eukaryota; Dinophyceae; Suessiales; Symbiodiniaceae
Source: the annotation of a GenBank genome assembly